AUGACUGCAGAGGUUCUCGGCGUCGCCAUCGCCAACGAUACCACCACCACCGCCGCCAGCAGCAGCAGCAGCAGCAGCAGCACCACCACCACCACCUCCUCCUCCUCCUGUCGCGAUCGUCGUCGCUGUCUUGGCAGUCAUACAGAUAGGAGCUACGACAAAUAUGGCUGUCAUACUCAAUGUUGCUCUGUGAUUCCACAACUUUUUUGCUUGUCGUGGUACUAUUGGCUCAAAGAUUUGCAGAAGCAUUUGCAGAAGCUUGCUUCCUUGCAUCAACCGGACCCAUCAGGCAGGACCCUGGCUCGACUUUUAACACAAAGGACAGGAGUCACAAUGCUGGCCACUGUAAAAAACACUUUUCUGCACUGGUACGAUGCUGACCAGUCAGCCCCACGCCGAUCUCGCUCGGCAGAUGUGCAGAGAACCCCGACGACAGACCUGUCUGACUACCAGGAUUGUGUGCAGAAGCUGAACAAGAUCGCGGCGGCGCCGGUGAGCCCCAAAGAGCUGUUGGCGCCGCCUUCUGAGUCGCCUGCAGCGCCAUCUGUGGAGGAGCUGCGUACCUUGCAGCGCAAGAUUGCCGAGUGUGCAGGUUUCCCGUCGAAAGACUCUUCGCAGGGACUCUCCUCAAAGCGUAUCCUUUCGAGCAGCUCCGUGAGCACCAUGGCUUCGGAGAGCGAGGACUACUCAAUCUCCACCAAGGUGAACCCGAUGCGUAAGGACUUCUCGAGUGGCUCGGUGAGCUCAAUGUGCUCGGAGCUCUGGGCAGACUGCCAAGACGACGGAGGCAUGGCAACGAUCGAGAUCGGCCCCAUCAUCGAGGAGGAGGAGCGUGACAAUCCGCGGGUGGCUGCUGCCAAGGAUGGCAGCAAGGCCGAGUUCACCCACAACCAGGUUCCCAAAACCGUGAAUCUGGCUGCAGAAUUCUCCAAAACGCCACUUCGAGCCCCUCCAACAACCAUGAUGAUUCGUAACAUCCCCAACCGCUACACACAACGGGAGUUCGUGCGCGAGUUGGAUGGGCUUGGCUUUGCGGGAACAUACGACUUCCUGUACCUGCCCAUUGACAAGGGCACCCUGUGCAAUGUUGGCUAUGCUUUUGUGAACUUCUUGGAGCCGAUCUCCGCCCAGCGCUGUAUGGAGGUCUUCCACAACUACAUCUUCCAGCGCUACCGCAAGGUGCGUGGCAAGAUCGCAGCUGUGUCCAUCGCCCACAUCCAGGGUCUCGAAGCCAACAUGCGCCACUACGAGAACUCGGCCGUGAACAUGGCCCCACGCAUCAAGCAGCAGCGCGGUCCACUCAUCAUCCCGCGCGGAAGCACGGGAA
Molecule: messenger RNA, 1327 nt
Organism: Symbiodinium necroappetens
Lineage: Eukaryota; Dinophyceae; Suessiales; Symbiodiniaceae
Source: the annotation of a GenBank genome assembly